AUAUAUUGUUCAUGGGGUUAUGUGAAGACACCAAGUCGUCGUUCCAACUUCAAUUGUUCAUGGAGUCAUGCGAAGACCCGAAGUCUUCCCAAAAUUGUGACUAAAACUUUUGCAUUCCUUCAUUUGUGUGUGUGUGUAUAUAUAUGUGUGUGUAUAUAAGAAGAGAAUGUAUACAUAAAAUCUACUUUAAGCAUUUCAAAAGGUACGGUGUAGGAGAAAUGGGGUUGGUUUGGUUCCUCGCUUCUUUUUCUGCUUGCAGCAUCUUCAUUUGCAAGGCAACAUGAAUCUGAGCAAGAACUCAAGCAUUCAACUUUGCAUUUGCCCUUGUAUCAUAUGCAAAGACAUGACUCGCACAGAUCAGAACCCCUCUUUGGAACAAAUUCCAUCGGCACACCCUUUAUAGCUGAUACUCGGGAUAAGGGCAAUUACUAUAUCAAUAUCAACCUUGGCACUCCGCCCAAACGCUAUGCCGUGAUGGUCGACACUGGCAGCUCCUUCUCGUGGGUGCAAUGCCAGCCCAAGCCAAAUUCCUCUGCAUCCACCACCUUCAAAAAGUUACCGUGCUCGACAACCCAGUGCAAGUUACUCAGGGAAGCCACUCCAGAAGGCCCUGAUUGCACUAGUCCUAGGGAGUGCAAGUACAAAGCUAGCUAUGUGGACGGAACUUUCUCCUUUUGCUACUUGACUCAGGAUUCACUGACCCUAACACAAUCAGAAGAAACACUGUCUGGUUUUGUGUUCGGGUGUGGACACUGGCAGGACAGUAAUGGGUCUACGUUUACCAGUGAGUCUGCUGGUCUUGUUGGCAUGACUCGUAACAACAAACUCUCCAUGAUCUCUCAGCUUUCGGCCAAGUAUGGACAUGACUUCUCCUACUGCCUCCCAACAGCACAGGGAGGCAGUGGAGGCUCAUUGUUCAUAGGAAAGGAUUCAUUGACGAGAUCAUCCUACAACUUCACUCCAAUGCUUACUAAUUCCAAAGAUAGCGGGUUGUAUGGUUUGAAUUUGACCGCGAUUGUAGUGGCAAACAGGACAUUGGGACUGGAUUACAAUAAGGAUCCAACAAUUAUAGAUUCUGGGACGAUGGUCACGCGCUUGCCUACGUUGGUAUAUGCAAGCCUACGUUAUGAGUUCAAAAGGAUCAUGUCUCUAGAGAAAAAGAAUAUUCUAGUUGACUUGUCUUCUAAAGAAUUUCUAGAUACAUGUUAUAAAGGCAGUUUGAAGGAGAUGUCAUCAUAUGUGCCUCAGGUUCGGAUGGUGUUUCAAGGAGGGGUCGAACUCCCUCUCGCACCUCAAAACCUUCUUGUAGAAGGGAACAAGCCGGGCACUGUGUGCUUGGCCUUCGCAAAUUACAUGGACAACGGUGGAACCGCCAUUAUUGGAAACAUUCAGCUGCAGACAUAUAGUGUGGCUUAUGAUGUCUCCAAUUCAAGAAUUGGGUUUGCUGCUGGGGGUUGCAGCUAGUUAUUAAAAUGUUUAGCAUCUUUCUUUUCAUGUAUCAAACAUUAUGGCAUCUCAUGAAAAAGGAGUCGUGGGUAUGCUCUGCAACAACCCUCUCUAUAUGAUAGAUGAACUUUCCGUGACCCUAAAUUUUUCUUAUUUGGAUAGUAAAUCCCAUGUUUGUAUAUGAUAUUGUGUUAUUGUAUAAGGAAGUAGAUGAUAAAACGGAUUAACAAAAAUAAUAAAUUUUCAAAUAGUUUCAAGUAAAAGGCUUAGAGGCAGGUCGUGCAAAUAAAACAUCAAAUUGGUAAACCACUUAUUUAACAAUCUUUUUGCUCAACAGCCUGCCCAAAAAAACUAUAAUUGUCAUUUUUAUAAAAAUUUGUUCAAAAGGUCAAAUAGGAUAAAAAAAAAAAGUUAAGGCGUACCAAAUCUUAGAGAAUAUCAAAGUAAUAAGUCAUUAAUUUAUUCAUAUUGAAAGGGCAAUUUUGUUCUUAAAAAAUUACCAUUUUUAAUGUCCAAAUAAAUAGGAAAGAUACGAUGUUUUAUGAUUGAUUUUACAACAGAUAAACAACUGAAUGACUAUAACACGGUCCCAAUCCUCAUGUUCUAAUUUUUUUAAAAUAUGCAUCAUUAACUAAAGGGAUCAUGGUUGAAAAACAAAAUAAAUAAAUAAAUAAAAAAUAAA
Messenger RNA from Cornus florida, 2128 nucleotides. RefSeq names its product aspartyl protease family protein At5g10770-like. Lineage: Eukaryota; Viridiplantae; Streptophyta; Magnoliopsida; Cornales; Cornaceae. Gene Ontology annotation, molecular function: aspartic-type endopeptidase activity. The transcript has 2 exons. The record is from RefSeq and is a predicted model, not a curated record. Bases 334 to 1464 code for a protein of 376 amino acids. Gene Ontology annotation, biological process: proteolysis.